AUGGAUCACCGCCUCGUCAUCCCCAAGAUAAGGCUCCGUCUGCAACCCCGCAGCAGGCCACAGGGUAAGCGAUCACCAGGAAAGUUGAAUACUGAUCUGUUGAAUUUGUUUGCCUACCGCUUUUACUUAAACAAUCAGUUAACUCAGCACCUGAAAGACCUGCCAGCCUCGGACGUCAGCGCCACCGUAGAGGCACGAUUUUACCAACAGCGCGACGCCGUCUUUGUGACCACUCUAGGUUUCCUCGGUCGCACAAGUUCUCAAAAUCAAGACUGUUUCGACGAAGGCGACGCAGCCAUUAACAAUCUGCUCGUCGGAAAGAAGAGGUUGCAUAGAACCUACCUCGACAGUCUACCCAAUGCAAACAAAGCGGCCUUUUACCAAUGUUGCCGUCUUGCGCAGCAGCCGUUGCGAGAAAUGCAGGACGCCUGGAUGGCUCAGAAGACCGAAGAGAUCCAGGACUAUGCGGGCCGCAAUGAAUCAAAGAAAUACUUCGCGAUGCUCAAGGUUAUCUACGGUCCCACAGCCAAAGAAACCGCCCCGCUUCUCGGCACCGGUGGAACAACUCUUCUGAUUGAGAAGUCGCAGAUUCUGAAGCGCUGGAGCGAGCACUGCAGAAAUGCCUUCAAUCGCCCAUCAACCAUCUCCGCCGCCGUCAUUGACCGACUCCCCCAAGUGGGAGUCAACAUCGACCUGAAUCUCCUGCCUUCCAUUCCAGCAACCAUCCGCGCCGUGCAAAAAACUCUCCGGCGGGAAAUCAUCUGGCUCCGAUGCGAUCCCGGCUGA
This is a messenger RNA of Spirometra erinaceieuropaei, 786 nucleotides long. The record is from the annotation of a GenBank genome assembly. NCBI's taxonomy places the organism in Eukaryota, Metazoa, Platyhelminthes, Cestoda, Diphyllobothriidea, Diphyllobothriidae.